UCAAUUGAGUUACUUGAUUCAAUUGUUAGAAUAUUGAAUCAAUAGUUUUGUAUUGUUAAAUUUAUUUUCGUUAAAAUAUAAAAAAAGAUGCCAAUUGGUAAAAUAAUUUUAAAGCCGAGUGUUUCAACAUGCACAACUGACGAGAAAAAAAGUAUCUUAACAGCAGAUUUGACUCAUUCAACCAUCAUUACCUUCAGAACAGAAUCCAGCAAAAACUGUGCAGGGAGCAUCGAGGAAUCAAAUAAUGGAUGUGCAUGUGCAGAUCAAAGAAACGUUGAAAGUAAACAUGAAGCGGACAGCAUGAUUGACAAGACAAUUGUUGUUGUUAAAUCAGAUGACAGCAAUUCGUGUGAAGUUACGGAUUUUAAUUUAGCUAGCAGCGAACAACGUGUUAGGAAUCAUUUUGUUAACAAUAAAAAUGUAACCUUUGUCGCAUCAAAAAGCGCAAACGUUAGCUUGGAUCUUAACACAACAGCGAUCGAUGGUACUAAUUUGAAAAUUUUUAGCGAAAACCAAAUCAUUGAUGAAAGUAAUGAAUUAAACAAGCAGCAGAAUAACAUGGAAAAACAAGCUUCUGUGAAGCGCGUACAGCCAUUUGAAGACGCCGAUGUUAUCUUCAACGAGAAAAAUGCGACAUUUAGGCUGCCUAGAAGUGAGUCUGCUAUUCAAGAAGAGGUCAGAAUCUUCAGUGAACGAGAAGAAUCGUUAAGGAAGGAAAGAGGUUUUCAAACACAAGAGCCGUUAGUUCAGAGUGAAGUUGUAGAAAUAAUUCUGGACAUGUUGUUGCCAAAUUUGCAGUCCCAAUCGAGUUCAGAAAAAAAAGAUGUAGUAAAAAAAUUUUCAGAAAUGCGGUUGAAGAACGAAUUGCUUUUUGAAAAAUGCAAAGAAAUUGAUUUGCUGAACCAAGGAAGAAUUAAAUCACUUUCUGAGGAACACGAUUUUGGACAGUCAGAUAAUCAACCAAAUGUAAAAAACAAUCGAGAAGAACUUGUUGAACUUUUCAAAAAAGAGCUUAAACACGUUUCACUAGAGCGAUUGGUUGGCUUUUAUAAAGCCGUAGAUCAAAAAUCUGCAGAAAAUUGUCCCAACGAAGAAGCACCAAAAGAAAUUCGCAAAAUAAAAUUAUUAAGUGGAUACAAAAGGGAAAAUAGUAGAGAAAUGAAUUUUGAGACAUCAAGUUUGGAUGAAUUGCUGAAGACUGAUGCGGUUAAUGCGGGUGCCUCACGUGUGUCAUCAGGCAGUUCAAACCUUAGCAGUGAAUUCAAGAAAAAAGUUUCAAACAACGAAAAUGCUAACGAAAAACACUUGCUUGCGCAUCAGGUGUCUCAAGAAACCAAUCAAGAGAUUCAAAUGCAACCAAUCAAGCAACAGUCUCAGCGAUCAGACGAACAAUCAGUACAAAAAAUGCAGAUACAAAAUUUAAUUCAAAGAAGAGAACGGCAAGAAAGUGAGCCGCAACCACAACCAAAGUUCAUCAUUCGACAAUAUGAACAACAAUUUCGAGAAAACCCAUCCAACCUCAAUCAGCAACAAAUUAAAUUGAAACAAGGAGUUCAAAAAAUAACAACUGACCAUUUCGAACCCUCCCCCCCUCAAACAUUGCAGAAACAGUUGCAACAGCAAAUUGUACAAGAGCAAUCGAAACCACCACAGUCUCAUCAAAUGGAAGAUACACAAUUUAGAAGUGAACAAGCAAGAAAGAAUGCAGAGCCAGGCGGUUUCAUCAGAUCGUCCAGUCACGACAAACCUGAGAAGAGAAUAAAACAUGAAAUGGCAGAAGCUAAAAAGAAAGAAGAAGAAUUGAAAGAGUAUAGAAGAUCCUUGAUAAACUUCAUAGCCGAAAGGACAAAACUGGCCUGAUUGGUUUGAGCGGUUAUUUACUAAAUAUCUUCGUAUCAUACAAAUUAACACCUGCAUCGAAUUAAGAUCACACAUUUCAAUUCAAACUUGAAAGUUUGUCAAGAUGAUUGAUUCUUCAUGGAUUAUUCUGGAAUCAAUUUUCGAAAUUUUGUAAACAUUUACAUUUUUAUCAAUGAAUUUAUACUAUAAUUUAUAAUAUUUAUAACAUAAACUUGACUAGUUGACUCGAAAUAAAAUGCCAUUCAAACACACAUACACACAAACAAGUACACAGACACACACACACACACAAACAUAUAUAUAUAUAUAUAGAGAGAGAGAGAGAAAUCAACAUACAUGGAUGUGAUUAAUAAAAUGUAACAAGCUAUCAAUUGUUAGAGCAAUAAAUUCAGUCAAUUGCGUUGA
This is a messenger RNA of Helobdella robusta, 2265 nucleotides long. RefSeq lists its product as hypothetical. The record is from RefSeq and is a predicted model, not a curated record. The transcript has 3 exons. NCBI's taxonomy places the organism in Eukaryota, Metazoa, Annelida, Clitellata, Rhynchobdellida, Glossiphoniidae. Bases 88 to 1860 code for a protein of 590 amino acids.